Messenger RNA from Drosophila grimshawi, 738 nucleotides. Its product is annotated as POU domain protein 2-like. The transcript has 2 exons. Bases 1 to 738 code for a protein of 245 amino acids. Lineage: Eukaryota; Metazoa; Arthropoda; Insecta; Diptera; Drosophilidae. The record is from RefSeq and is a predicted model, not a curated record.
AUGGGUUUGAAUUUGGGCUUGGGCUUAGGAGUGGGCGUGGCUGGCGUUGGGGUUGGGGGUGGCGGUGGAGUGGGAGUUGCGGGGGAGUCGCCGCAGACAUGUCUGCCAUAUUUUGGCAUGGAAAUGGAAAUGCCGUCAACAACAACCGUCUCCGCCAAAGCACACAAAUUGCUGCCCGAAUUUCUGAUACCGUUGCAUGAAAUCAUGUUUCAACAUCAUUAUCAACAGCAACGACAACAAGUUGUGGCAGCAACAACAACAGCAGGAAGCACAAUGGGCACAUUAAUUAAUAGUCUGCCUGGACUCGGAAGAGAGACAUUCAACAGUGCUCCCAUUGCUACCAUUGCCACCAAUUGCUAUGCCACAAAGUCAUUAACCCCGCAGCAGCAGCAGCAGCAACAGCAGCAGCAACAACACUCUGCCACACGUCCUCGCCACAACGGCGAACAUUUGUUCGUGCGUCAUUUUCACGAACGGGAUCGUCUCAUACGCGAACAUCAACUGCAACAGCAACUACUCCGCGACCAGGAUGAGGAACAGCAACUGGAGCUGGAGCUGGAGGUGGAGCUGGAAUUGGAGUCGGAGCAACAACAGCAGCAGCAGCAAAAGCAGCAGCAGCAGUUGGAGUCGACUGGCCAUCAUAAUCAUCAUUGGCAUGGUGUCGUCUAUGACGGCAAUGGCAAUGCCAUGACAGCCAAGCACAACAGCAACAACAACUCCAAAACGGCUAGCUGGUAG